AUGUCCACCUCUAGAACCUCAAAUGCUUCCCUCAAAGGAUAUGAACCAAAUCAAACCCAAAUGAAUUUAUCUCUUCUUCAACUCAAUACAUCUCCUUCUGGUGAGAGAAAAGGCCAAAGAAAACAAGCAGAGCCAGGAAGGUUUCUUGGGGUAAGGAGGCGCCCUUGGGGUCGAUAUGCUGCUGAAAUUAGAGACCCUACAACUAAAGAAAGACAUUGGCUUGGAACAUUUGACACUGCUCAAGAAGCUGCUCUUGCUUAUGACAAAGCUGCUUUGUCCAUGAAAGGCAACCAAGCAAGAACCAACUUCAUAUACUCUGAUGAUACCAAUUUUCAUAACGUUCUUACUCCUAAAGAUGUUCAAGCUCUCUUACCAGCUUCACAGUUCCUCACUAACACUCAGAAACCACAACCAACCAAUCAAAAUAGCCUCUCUCAGCUUGGUUCUUCCCACAUUGAAAACCCCUCUCACUUGAACAAUGACAUGUGUUCUGAAACUGCACAUGGGUCACCUCAGGAUGAUAAUUUCUUCUUCUCCAAUGAUUCUAACUCAGGCUAUCUGGAAUGCAUAGUUCCUGAUAAUUGUUUCAGACCUGUUUCCACUACCAACAGUUCAAGCAGCAGGAAGAGCAAUGCAAGUGCUUCAAGCUAUCACCAAAAGGUUAGCUCCAUUAACACAAGCACCAUGGAGGGUCAAUCACAUUUUGACAACACUGCAUUCUCUCAAGAAGCCUUAAACAUGCAAACAAUGGCCUUUAACUUUGCAGAUUUUUCUUACCCAAGUGAACUUAGUCAAGGAUUAUGGGGUAAUCAACAAUCAUGGGAUUGCAAUUCCAGUGAACUGUCAGCUAUGUUUAACAAUCCAUUAAGGAUUGAAGAUGGGUGCAUGGAUGCAUCAUGUCCCAUCAAUGACAGUCCAAGCUAUGGGCUAAUGACUCAGGCUGUUUCUUCAACUACAUGUUCUCCAUCACUUCCUCCUUUUGAGGAUGCAUGUUGA
Messenger RNA from Gastrolobium bilobum, 996 nucleotides. RefSeq names its product ethylene-responsive transcription factor LEP-like. Gene Ontology annotation, biological process: regulation of DNA-templated transcription. The transcript has a single exon. Bases 1 to 996 code for a protein of 331 amino acids. The record is from RefSeq and is a predicted model, not a curated record. Lineage: Eukaryota; Viridiplantae; Streptophyta; Magnoliopsida; Fabales; Fabaceae. Gene Ontology annotation, molecular function: DNA-binding transcription factor activity; DNA binding.